Molecule: messenger RNA, 4687 nt
Organism: Epinephelus fuscoguttatus (brown-marbled grouper)
Lineage: Eukaryota; Metazoa; Chordata; Actinopteri; Perciformes; Serranidae
Gene: larp1b
Product: La ribonucleoprotein 1B
Exons: 20
Coding region: 422-3706 (1094 amino acids)
Biological process (GO): mRNA stabilization; positive regulation of translation
Cellular component (GO): cytosol; cytoplasmic stress granule
Molecular function (GO): RNA cap binding
Source: RefSeq, a predicted model, not a curated record
GCUCCUGGCCGUUAGCAGUUAGCCGUUAGCCGUUAGCGUGGUGGAGUGUGGACAGAGUCAGACAGCAGGGAGGAGGAGGUCGCUGCUGUAGUUUGUUUUUUUGUGACUAAACUCAGAGAAAAGUGUCGGGUGGAGCAGCUGACGGUGUGUCGGUGACCCGGUGACGGACUACAGACUCUCCGGUACCGACUUAUUGAUAUUAAAGUGUCGAUCGCGGCGGAAAACAACAACAUUUAGCUAACAGUUAGCUUCAGGAGCUAGUCGGCUAACUUUAGCUGGCUAACGAGGUCCAGCCCAGAAGUUGUUUAGCAGUGGAUGCGGUCUCCUCCUGAGCUCCUCACCAACUUUCUGCGGGACAGGAGGACAAGGACCAAAGAGUCACACUGGAUUUAACACCGAGCGCUGGUAGGAAACUAGCAGGAUGUCCACUGAGGUCGGCUCGGGUCUGACAGCGGCCAGCUCCGGAGCUGCGGAGGACCAGAACCAAAACAAGUCCGAGGAGACUCGACAUGAGGAGGGCGACAUGAAACCCCAGAGAGGGGACCCGGGGGACAGUCGAGGCUCGGAGGCGGACACACACAACAAGUGCGAAGAAAACGAUAAAGAAAACGAUGAAAGCGGCGGCGGCAGCGCGGCGGAGCCGACAGGUGAGGCUGUGAAGAGCAAAGUUGUUGAAGCUCCUCCACCCAAAGUCAACCCGUGGACCAAGAGGACCACAGGACGGGUCCCGAGCAGCAGCAGUGUGGGCUCCAGCUCUCAGGACAAAGAUCAACACAACACUCUGAAAGUCGUCCGAGCCAGCAAACCCAGAGCCAGAAAAUCCAGCAAGUCCAGUGACUUCAGUGACAUCACAAACUGGCCCACACCUGGGGAACUGGCCAAAGAGCAACAACAAAAUGUCCUGAACAACAACGGGAAGAAGCCGCCGUCGUCACGCAGAGAGAAGGAGAAGAGGAGGGAUCGAACGGAGAGGAAGUCCGAGAGCAGCCAUGAUGGCGGUGAGAGCAAAGAGAACCAGGAGGCUCAGCUGGAGCCGCUGGGAGAGCUGCCCAAAGACGGAGAGUCCAAGACGGGUCAGGACGCCAAGAGCGGCGGGCUGAAGAAGAGGGGAGGUGAGGGUAACAAACGUAAGUGGGUUUCUUUGCCGCUGGAGGAGGCGUCCACGGAUGACGGCGACAAGACGCCCGGCGGGGGUACGGCACGCUCAGACGCAGAGCCCACCAGCGACUCACCCGACCCCGUGUCGCCCAAUCAUACACUCCAUAGUAACAGGGCGCAUGAUAGCAGCAGGAGUUGGAGAAGAGAGCCUCGGGACUUUGGGGAUGACACCACCAGCGUGAGAAGUGACGGCGGGAGCGUUCGUGGAGGAAUACGAGGCCGGGGGAAAGGACGUGGGCGUGGGAGAGGUCGAGGCCGAGGCCGCUACGAAUUCUCUCAGAGCUUCAGAGACUCUCAGUCGUCCGACGGCUCCGUUCAGGUUCCCUCAGAGUUCGGCACCAACAUGGUUUAUUACUACGAUGAUGGAAACAAGGUCCAGAUGUACACGGUGGAUGAAAAGCUCCUGAAAGAAUACAUCAAACGACAAAUUGAGUACUACUUCAGCCUCCACAACCUGGAGCGAGACUUCUUCCUGAGGAGGAAGAUGGACGCUCAGGGCUUCCUCCCCAUCUCCCUCAUCGCCAGCUUCCACAGAGUGCAGGCCCUCACCAUGGACAUCAGCCUCAUCAUGGAGGCCCUGAAGAGCAGUAAAGAGGUGGAGCUGGUGGAUGAUAAAGUUCGCUGUAAAACUGACCCUGAGCGUUGGCCCAUCCCCACCCCCCCCAUCAUCGGCUCCCCUCGUACUGACUUCUCUCAGCUCAUCAACUGUCCUGAGUUCGUCCCUCGACAGAACCUCAGCUCCACAAACUCUGCUUCAUCACCUGUGAAGAAGACUCCUCCUGAGUCAGCUGAGCCUCAGGACUCCUCAGCUGAGCCCAGCUCCUCCAGCCAGGACUCCCUCUCAGCCAAAACAGCCCCCCAGCCCGACCCUGAACCUGACGCCUGGAUCCAGGUGGAGAAACGCCACCGUCAGCCCUCUGGAAAGCAUGUCAGUGAUGAUGUGUGUGUUGUGGGCUCUUCUCCUCCCUCAGCGCUCCACCCUGACCUCCUCCCCUCAACAGAGCGCGGUGAGGCGCCUCCACGCAGCCGCCAGCCUCCUCCGCAGGCCGCCGAGCCUGACCAGGAGGAGUUGGACUUCCUGUUUGAUGAAGAAAUGGAGCAGAUGGCGCCCAGGAAGAACAAGUUCACCGACUGGUCCGACGAGGACGACUCGGACUAUGAGCUGGACGACCAGGACGUCAACAAGAUUCUCAUCGUCACCCAGACCCCUCCUUAUCUCCGAAAGCACCCUGGCGGCGACCGCACGGGAAACCACGAGUCCAGAGCCAAGCUCACCGCCGACCUCGCCAAAGCCAUCAACGACGGGCUGUUUUACUACGAGCAGGACCUGUGGAAAGGGGAGGAGCAGGUGGAGUGCAGCAAGCAGGAAGCGGAGAACUUCAAGAAGCUGAACUUCAUCAGUCAAGAUGAGUUUGAUACUCUCACCCCCAAAGUGCCCGUCAACGCCAACCAGGAAGUCCCGCCUCCUCUCAUGCCAGUGGACAGCGGAGCAGAGUUGGCCCGCUCUCUGCCUACAACGGUCCCAGAGUCGCCCAGCGCUCACCAGCCCCGAACCCCCAGAACGCCUCGCACCCCUGGACGCCAGGACCCCAACAAGACACCACGCUUCUACCCCGUCAUGAAGGAGAGCGGCACCAUCGAUGGACAGACGCUGAGGAAGAAAAAGACCCGCCACAGUUCCAACCCUCCUCAGGAAGCUCACAUCGGCUGGGUGAUGGACUCCCGAGAACAUCGGCCGCGCUCAGCGUCCAUCAGCAGCUCCAACGCCUCUCCGUCAGAAGGAGGCCCGCUGACAGGAAGUUACGGCUGCACCCCCCAAUCUCUGCCCAAAUUCUGGCAUCCAUCCCACGAGCUGCUGAGAGACAACGGCUUCACUCAGCAGGGAUAUCACAAGUACCUCCGACGGUGCCUGAACGAGAGGAAACGGUUGGGGAUCGGCCAGUCUCAGGAGAUGAACACUCUGUUCAGGUUCUGGUCGUUUUUCCUGAGAGACAACUUCAACAGGAAGAUGUACGAAGAGUUUAAACAGCGCGCGCUGGAAGACGCCAAAGAGAACUACAGGUACGGUCUGGAGUGUCUGUUCAGAUACUACAGUUACGGUCUGGAGAAGAGGUUCAGGUUGGACCUGUUCAAGGAUUUCCAGGAGGAGACGCUCAAGGACUUUGAGAAAGGUCAGCUGUACGGUCUGGAGAAGUUCUGGGCCUUCCUGAAAUACUCAAAGAUCAAGAAGCAGCCGAUCGACCCGAAGCUUCAGGAACAUCUGUCUCAGUUCAAGAACCUGGAGGACUUCAGGGUGGUGCCCCCGAUGGGAGAGGAGGGAGGCAGGAGGAGACGUCACUCAUCCUCGGCCGGGGAUGAAGGAAGGCGUCGGCGUCAUCCUUCCAACACUACCUCAAAAUCUACGCAGGCCUCCAAAUCCUCCACUGCCGCUGCCUCCACAGCGCAGAACACAGCCAAAGAUAGCGCCCAGAAAGCAGGCGCUGCUGCCCACGGGAAGAAGAGCGAGUCUGGAGGCGGGAAGAAGGAAAGUGUGGCACCAAAUAAAUGAAGCUGCUUCCUGUAGGCGUGGCUUUGGAUACAAUUGUAGAGUGCGGAGGCGGCAGCAGCAGCUGUGAGGUCAGCGGCGGCUCUUUUCAGCAGCAGACAGUUUGGUAUGAAGAGACACUGAGCGUGGUUUAAUUAGAUUGUUUUUAUCUGUGCAUUUCAUUUAAAGCGAAGCGACGUGUAGGCAGCGAGCUUGACCGCGCGCACCCGAUCCUCCGCUCAUAACGUUUACAAAAAAAAAAAAAAAAUGCAUUCCUGCAUUUUCUGCCUUCUUCUUCUCUCACAUGCCAAAAGUGUCGUUCGGAGCUCCGCCCUGUUCGGACACCUCUGCAGCUGUGAUUCUAGUUUGCCAACAUACGGCAGGUCGUCCUGCGUGCCUUAACCUGAGGAUGAUGUCAGCGACUCGUCACCUGUCCAGGUGUCACCGCCUGAUUCAUAUCGUACUCUUUUCAUACAACACAAACAUCUGUUUUAUUUUAUGGUGACAAUCAGGUUGCAGUGAUGUAAUGAGUGAAGGACCGCCCCCAACUGACCUGCAGAACAAUGUUCCGUUUGACGCUCACACGCACGUAGAAUAAUUUAUUCUUUUCUUUUUACGUGAUUAGAUUUUUAGUUUUCGGGAAUCAGAGCAGUUUUAAUGGUUUCUGCUGGAACGAUGGCGUGAGGCUGGCGUCAUCAAACGACACUAUAUUUUAGCUUGAAGUUCAUUUCCUGUUUGAGGCUUGGUGCUCGUCAGCACUUCAAUCAUUUCCUGUCUUUCCUUCAUCAGUGACUUAAAAAAAUAAAAAGGUUUUUAGAGUUGAAUUAAAGAAAAAAAUGUAAAUACUAUAAAAAUGAUUUUCAGUUAUUCUCUGAUCUGAAGACGUGAUUUGUUUUAUCGGUCGUGUGGCGUGGAGUGUUUUAGUGAUGAUGAUGAUGAUGAUGCAUGUUGAUGACACGUCUGUAACAUGAAUUAAAAUAUAAAGGAACAGUUGAUUGUACCAAA